Messenger RNA from Venturia canescens, 2932 nucleotides. RefSeq names its product pre-mRNA processing factor 6 (gene Prp6). NCBI's taxonomy places the organism in Eukaryota, Metazoa, Arthropoda, Insecta, Hymenoptera, Ichneumonidae. The record is from RefSeq and is a predicted model, not a curated record. Bases 46 to 2844 code for a protein of 932 amino acids. Gene Ontology annotation, molecular function: protein binding. The transcript is spliced from 9 exons. Gene Ontology annotation, cellular component: catalytic step 2 spliceosome; U4/U6 x U5 tri-snRNP complex. Gene Ontology annotation, biological process: mRNA splicing, via spliceosome; spliceosomal tri-snRNP complex assembly.
GAAUCUUGCUUUACCACGGAACAAUUAUAAUUCGAAUAAUAAAAAAUGGCGGUCCCCUCGGCUUCGCUGUCAACAAGGAACAAAAAACAUUUUUUGGGAGUACCGGCUCCUUUAGGUUACGUGGCUGGUGUUGGAAGAGGUGCAACAGGAUUCACAACACGUUCUGACAUCGGUCCGGCCCGUGACGCCAACGACGUAUCCGAUGACAGACACGCUCCACCGACAAAACGAGCAAAGAAAAAAGAGGAGGAAGAAGAAGAUGAGGAAGAUCUCAACGACUCGAAUUAUGACGAGUUCUCUGGAUACGGCGGUUCUCUGUUCAGCAAGGAUCCAUACGACAAAGACGACGAAGAGGCAGAUGCAAUUUACGAGGCGAUAGAUAAACGAAUGGACGAAAAACGAAAAGAAUACAGAGAGAAACGUUUGCGAGAAGAAUUGGAACGCUAUCGUCAAGAGCGGCCAAAAAUACAACAGCAAUUCUCGGAUUUGAAGAGAGAAUUGGUAAACGUAAGUGAGGACGAUUGGAAGAAUGUGCCGGAAGUGGGUGACGCGAGAAAUCGAAAGCAGAGAAAUCCACGAGCUGAAAAGUUCACUCCCUUGCCCGAUUCUGUUCUCGCGAGAAAUUUGGGUGGCGAAACCGCGACGAGUCUCGAUCCGUCGAGUGGUUUGGCUUCCAUGAUGCCCGGAUCUUCCACACCCGGUGGCAUGCUUACACCCACCGGUGAUCUCGAUUUACGAAAAAUCGGACAAGCCAGAAACACUCUGAUGAACGUUAAGUUGAAUCAAGUCUCGGAUUCGGUCGAAGGCCAAACCGUCGUCGAUCCUAAGGGUUACCUUACCGAUCUUCAGAGUAUGAUCCCAACUUACGGGGGUGAUAUCAACGACAUAAAAAAGGCUCGACUGCUACUGAAAUCGGUUCGAGAAACGAACCCGAAUCAUCCUCCAGCUUGGAUAGCUUCUGCUCGACUCGAGGAAGUAACCGGCAAGGUCCAGGCUGCAAGGAAUUUGAUAAUGAAAGGUUGCGAAGUAAAUCCGACUUCAGAGGAUCUUUGGCUCGAAGCAGCAAGACUCCAGCCUCCGGACACAGCAAAAGCAGUGAUCGCCCAAUCAGUUAGACACAUACCGACCUCUGUCAGAAUUUGGAUCAAGGCGGCGGAUCUCGAGAGUGAAAUUAAGGCGAAAAGACGAGUUUACAGAAAAGCUUUGGAGCACAUACCGAAUUCGGUGAGACUUUGGAAAGCAGCGGUCGAAUUGGAGGAGCCCGAGGAUGCUCGGAUUUUAUUGAGUCGAGCCGUCGAAUGUUGCCCGACGAGCGUCGAUCUGUGGCUCGCCCUCGCCCGUCUCGAGACUUACGACAACGCUCGUAAAGUCCUCAACAAAGCAAGAGAAAAUAUUCCCACCGACCGGCAAAUUUGGACAACAGCCGCAAAGCUCGAAGAGGCCAAUGGCAACAAACACAUGGUCGAAAAAAUAAUCGAUCGUGCUAUUUCUUCAUUGAGCGCAAACGGCGUUGAAAUUAAUCGCGAGCACUGGUUCAAGGAAGCGAUGGAAGCUGAAAAAGCUGGCGCCGUUCACUGCUGUCAAGUUAUCGUGAAAUCCAUCAUUGGGUUCGGCGUCGAAGAAGAAGACCGGAAACACACGUGGAUGGAAGACGCAGAAACAUGCGCCCAACAAGGAGCUUUGGAAUGCGCCAGAGCGGUUUACGCCUACGCUCAAACAGCGUUCCCAAGCAAAAAAUCUAUUUGGUUACGAGCUGCCUAUUUCGAAAAAACUUACGGCACCCGAGAGUCUCUCGAAACGCUUCUUCAAAGGGCCGUUGCUCAUUGUCCCAAGAGCGAGGUCCUUUGGCUUAUGGGAGCCAAAUCCAAGUGGUUGGCGGGCGACGUCCCAGCCGCGCGAGGCAUCCUUUCGCUAGCUUUCGAGGCAAAUCCAAACUCCGAAGAGAUUUGGCUCGCCGCAGUGAAACUCGAGUCGGAAAAUUCGGAAUACGAGCGAGCUCGACGCUUGUUGGCGAAAGCACGAGCCUCUGCUCCGACCCCCAGGGUCAUGAUGAAGAGCGCUAAACUCGAGUGGGCUCUGAACAACCUCGAAGCGGCGCUUCGACUAUUGAAAGAGGCGAUCGAAGCGUUUGACGAUUUUCCAAAAUUGUGGCUCAUGAAGGGCCAGAUUGAGGAACAGCAGGGCAAUCUUGACGCUGCUCUCGAUACGUAUAAUCAAGCGAUCAAAAAGUGUCCGACUUCCGUGCCAUUGUGGAGGUUGUUGGCGAGUCUGGAGCACAGAAAAAAUCAAGUGACAAAGGCCCGUUCAGUUCUGGAGAAGGCCCGUCUACGAAAUCCAAAGAAUCCUCAACUUUGGUUGGAGGCGAUACGAAACGAGUUGAAAAUCGGUGGUGUCCGAGACAUGGCGAACACGCUCAUGGCGAAAGCUCUUCAAGAGUGUCCGACCUCGGGUUUGCUGUGGGCUGAGGCAAUCUUCAUGGAGCCUCGGCCACAACGAAAAACGAAGAGCGUCGACGCUCUGAAAAAAUGUGAACACGAUCCUCACGUUCUUCUCGCAGUAUCAAAACUUUUCUGGUGUGAGCAUAAAAUCUCGAAGUGCCGAGAUUGGUUCAACAGAACAGUGAAAAUCGAUCCGGAUUUAGGAGACGCUUGGGCAUAUUUUUACAAAUUUGAACUCCUCAAUGGUACCGAGGAACAACAGGAAGACGUCAAAAAGAGGUGCGUCGCUGCUGAGCCCCAUCAUGGCGAACACUGGUGCAAAAUCUCCAAGAACAUAGUCAAUUGGUGUCUUAGCAUCGAUCAGAUAUUGAUCAUGGUCGCCAAAGAUUUGCCCAUUCCUAUAUAAACGAAUUCAAUCGAAAUACAUUGUACAUACUUUUUUUUCUUUCCACUAUUUUGCUUCUUCCAUAGUAAUAAAUAAGAUUUUUAAACUU